AUGUCUGUCACUCUUGAACUUCCUUUGGCUCUUGCUAUCCUUGACGGCUACCUCGCCGAGAACAAGUACAUCCAAUCGGCUGAAGCUGAUGCCGCCGUUGCCAAGGCUCUCGGUUCUGCUCCUGCUGCCGAAUUCGCCAAUGCCAGCAAGUGGUACGCUGAUGUCAACAAGUCUGGUGCUGCUCCCGCUGCUGAGGACGAUGAUGACAUUGAUCUCUUCGGCUCUGAUGAUGAAGAGGUUGAUGAGGAAGCUGAACGUAUCAAGGCUCAACGUCUUGCUGAAUACAACGCCAAGAAGGCUGCCAAGCCCAAGCCUAUUGCUAAGACCACCGUUACCUUGGAAGUCAAGCCCUGGGAUGAUGAGACUGAUAUUGAUGCCAUGACCAAGGCUGUCCGUGAUAUCGCCAUGGAGGGUCUUCUCUGGGGUGGUUUCCAACACGUCCCUGUUGGUUUCGGUAUCAAGAAGCUUCAAAUCAACUGCGUUGUUGAGGAUGACAAGGUUUCCAUGGAUGACUUGACCGAAGCUAUCGAGGCCUUGGAGGACUAUGUCCAAUCCGUUGAUGUUGCUGCCAUGCAAAAGAUCUAA
This is a messenger RNA of Lichtheimia ornata, 585 nucleotides long. RefSeq lists its product as uncharacterized. Bases 1 to 585 code for a protein of 194 amino acids. Gene Ontology annotation, biological process: translational elongation. NCBI's taxonomy places the organism in Eukaryota, Fungi, Mucoromycota, Mucoromycetes, Mucorales, Lichtheimiaceae. The record is from RefSeq and is a predicted model, not a curated record. Gene Ontology annotation, molecular function: translation elongation factor activity; guanyl-nucleotide exchange factor activity. The transcript has 4 exons. Gene Ontology annotation, cellular component: cytosol; eukaryotic translation elongation factor 1 complex.